UGACUGUAUUUAUGUGUAUCCUACCUGAAUAAACUUACAAGUGUAAGGGAGCAUGCGGCAGCAGCAGUAGUGUCUCAUCCUCCCUCAGUCAGUGUCUCAUCUACUUCCCUUGUCGGGUGUAAGUUAUCUCUGUGGUGUGAGACAUAAUAUUCCUGGUCCACCGCUAAGGCAGCCUCUCCCAUCAAUUAUGUCUUACUGUAAACAGGAAGGAAAGGAUCGUGUUGUUUUUGUGACUGAAGAGGAUCACAAUGCACCUGCAGCUGUGUCAUUGCCUGAGGAGGAUGAACCUCCAGGACUAAUACAACCAGAUGGAGAGAUCAACUGGGCUUGUCCAUGCUUAGGAGGCAUGACCACAGGUCCUUGUGGUGUUGAGUUCCGGGAAUCAUUUACAUGUUUCCAUUACUCAACUGCAGAUCCCAAAGGAAGUGACUGUUUUGAACCUUUCAGUCGAAUGACAGAGUGUAUGUCUCAGUACCCUAAUGUUUAUGGUAGUAAAAACGAUGAUAGAGAGAUGCCCAAAGAUGAAUUAACAAGUGAAGAUUCAUCAGAAAUAGGACACUCGGAAGUCUCUGCUAAGGCAUAGCACUUUCAAACCAUUUUCCUUUGUGUGUAUGUAAAUGUGAUGAUGGCACAGUUUUUGUGCAUUCUCACUGAAAUCUGUUGGCCAGACUUCGGGCAGUUAAUUUUUACACUUACUUAGGACUGAUUUGAUUUACAGUGGAACCUCAAAUAUCGAACUUUCUUCGGUCCAGAAGGCUGUUCAAGUGCCGCUACCAAACAAAUUUAUUCUCAUCAGGAAUAAUGUAAAUUAGAUUAGUCCAUUUCAGACCCUCAAAAAUACACUUAUAAAAGCACUUACAAAAAUACACUUACAUAAUUGGUUGUGUUGGGAGCAGUUCGAUUUUUGAGGUUCCACUGUACUUGGAUAAAUGAAGGCAGUUCUAUACAGUAUUUGAAGAAAAGGCACCACAUUAAUAAAAACAGGUUUGUGGUUUCAGUAUUGUGUAAAUACUAGCUUGUAUACUGAAAUGGUGGGUAUAUAUACAUAUAUAUAUAUAUAUAGUGGGAAGAUAAAUAAUGAACAUCAUUGUUAUAAUUAGGGUCCAUUUCCACAGUAAUUAUUUCAGUUGUGUAAUUGUAUAACUUCGUUGUUAAAAAAUAUAUGAAAAGAAAUAGCCUAUUAUUAAAAGGUUUAUCAUAAUAUUAUUGUAUAAGGAUAGUUUAUUAAUGGAAAUCUGUAAUGUUUUUCAGUUGUAGUUUUGCCUUACAGGAAGAGAUUCUCGUUACAGUAUAGUGAUAAUUGUAUUAUUGAUUUCUUUCUGGUAUGAACCAUCCAAGAUUUAAUUUUGUACAUUUAAGACCUAUUUCAAAUGUAUGAAUACCUCAUUAUUUUACAUUAAAAAUAAUUUUCAGUAUUAAAAAGAAU
This is a messenger RNA of Cherax quadricarinatus, 1426 nucleotides long. Its product is annotated as mitochondrial intermembrane space import and assembly protein 40. Gene Ontology annotation, cellular component: mitochondrial intermembrane space. Gene Ontology annotation, biological process: protein import into mitochondrial intermembrane space. The record is from RefSeq and is a predicted model, not a curated record. Lineage: Eukaryota; Metazoa; Arthropoda; Malacostraca; Decapoda; Parastacidae. Gene Ontology annotation, molecular function: protein-disulfide reductase activity.